Molecule: messenger RNA, 997 nt
Organism: Topomyia yanbarensis
Lineage: Eukaryota; Metazoa; Arthropoda; Insecta; Diptera; Culicidae
Product: zinc finger protein 480-like
Exons: 1
Coding region: 19-849 (276 amino acids)
Source: RefSeq, a predicted model, not a curated record
ACCUAUCUGGCACAACAUAUGCGUACGCAUGAGACCAAGCAGCCGUUGCAGUGUUCUUUCUGCGGAUUGGAGUUUUCCAAAAAAGAUCAUCUGAUCAAUCAUACCGCCUCACACACCGGAGAAUAUCCGUUCAAAUGCGAAAUUUGCGGUAAGGCAUUCGUUACUAAAGCUCAGCUUUCGCAACACAUGCGCAUACAUACCCGGAAAAGACUGUACGAAUGUGAGCAAUGUGGGAAAUCGUUUCACGGACAGGUUGUUUUGAAUCGUCACCAACGCACUCAUACCGGCGAACGUCCCCACGAAUGUGGUGCUUGUGGAAAAACCUUCACUCAGUUGUUCCAUCUUCACCGUCACAUGCGAGUUCAUACCGGCAAGAAGCCUUAUAACUGUGAAAUGUGUUCCAAAGCAUUCGCCAGUCGGGAAGAGUUGGACCUACACCGGCGUAUUCACACCGGAGAACGACCACACAGCUGCGAAAUCUGCGGGAAGACAUUCGCGCAUCGCAGUAACCUCAACACUCACCAGCAAUUGGUACACUUCAAUAUCAGACCGCACGGGUGUGCGGUUUGUGGAAAAAACUUCUCCCGUCGGGGCAAGCUGGUUGCGCACAUGGUCGUUCAUACCGGACGCGGUUUACACAAGUGUGAAUUUUGCGCAAAAACGUUCGCCCUCAAACGGGGGCUGAUGCGGCACCGACGGCUUCACACCGGUGAACGGCCGUACAUGUGCGAGGUUUGCGGCGAGGCAUUUGUUCAAGUUGCCCAUCUGACCCGGCACAAGCGGUUGCAUGCCGCCGGGCCGUCGACGGAAGCGACGGGAUGUGGAGAAGUUAGCUGCACAUUAGAAUGAAAAAUAGUAUUCGUUUAGAUCACCAACCCGGCUGAAUGCUCGCCGACAUAUUUCACAUUUGUACUGCCGUUCGGUUUUUGCUUUACUACCCUCGUGACGAACAACGUGCUUCCUCGGGCAUCUGUCGUUAAUAAAUGUUUUGACACAU